UCCGUACCUCGUCGAUUGAGUCAGGAAGUUGCUGCAACGUUUUUCAUUCAUUCUGUACUGUCUCUGCAUGCAGUAUUGAUGUUGGAACAUUUGGUAACUGCUCCAUUUCAAAAUGCGUAGAAGACCCGAAGCUCAGUCCUCAACCAAUGAGCCUGCCGGUGCUAAUAAAAAGAAUCCUGAUCAGAGACUACACGGCCAAGCUGAAGCCAAAGGCAGAGUGUCAUACAGCUCUGUGCUCAUAAACAUUGGAAAGUGUUUACUGUUAAUCAUCAUCAUCCCUCCGUUCCUCAACUAUGCGUCACUGCAGAGAGAAGGACAGAUGCUCUUGCCCAAAGGCGGCCAGAUUGUUGAUGUUGGUUUGGGUCAAAAGAUGCUCCUUUUGUGUAAAGGACGAGGAAGCCCUGUCGUCAUCCUAGAUGCACCGACUGGAAAGUCCUCAGACAUUUGGUUUCAUGUCCAAGAGAGUGUUUCCGCACUGACAACGGUUUGCACCUACGACAGAAUGGGACUGGGCUUCAGCAAGCGACUGAUGCAGAAUGAGACCACAGGAACAGAGAAAGUUUGGGGCAUGUCAACGACUGGACGGAUGGUGGAUGAUCUGUACCGGCUCCUGGAGGCUGCUGGGAUAGCUAAACCCUUCAUCCUGGUGGGGUCCGAGCUCGGUGCGCUCAACGGCAGGUUCUACAGCCACAUUCAUGAUGUGCAAGUGUCAGACCUGGUGCUGAUUGAUCCCAUCCCAGAGGAUGUUUUUGAAGAGGACCAGUGGAAGGAGUACUGGUAUGGUAAGCUGCUGCCGUCUCUCCAAGCCAGGCAGUUUUCAGCAGCUACAGGACUGAGCCGCAUGCUGAUCAUCCUGGGGGCAAUUGAACCAACUAUAAAAGGCCAAAAUGUCUCAGAGGAGGUCAUCCAGCGCCAGAAAUACCUACUGAGUAACCCUGCCCAUCAAAGCAGUGCUGUAGAUGAACAUUUCUUUCUGAAUGAAAGUGCAGCUCAAGUAAGGGAUAUCACCAAGUUUAAGCCCCUUUCCAGCAGGACAUCAGUGAGCGUGCUCACUGGGGACUCCUUUGACGAACAACUGCCCGAACACCUAAACCAAAUGGUAGCUAAGCUUCAAAAGAGGUUUCUGAAGGAAUCCUACCCAUCAGCCAAUCACAUUCACAUAAAAGGAGCAGACCGGCGAAUGAUCUACAAGAAGCCAUCUGCCAUCAGCCAGCACCUGAGGAAGCUAGUCAACCAGCGACAAGCCAAACAGCAGAGCGAGUGACCCACGGCCAACAUGUAACUACACCCCAGAUAUGGAAAAGGGAUGGUUGAAUAUGUUUUAAGUAUUCAAUAAAAAAUUCAAGUUACCUUUUUUUUUUAACCUUUCUCUGCAGCGCUCUGUGGAGGUUGUCUACAUGUCUGCUGAGGUUCAUCAGGAAGUCAAUUUCAGAACAUAUUUUUGCACAACUCAUUGGAAGCUUUUUAAUUGCAGAUAACUGGAGGGUAUUCAGUGUGAUGAAAUAUUUUCUGUCUUAGAUUCAUCUUAUCUUUCAAGUUGUUAUUUCAGGCUCUUCACCUGAUUGGCCAGUGCAGAAAAAAUUAUUACAAUAUUCCUUAUCAAUGUAAAGGUCACACACAUCACUGCUCAACCCAAUACUUUAUUAUCUCAUUUAGUUCUGUCUUAAUAUUCUUCCAUGUUUUAGCCACAAAGAAUUCCAUUCUUCCUGCUGGGCUGCACUAGCUUCAGCUGCUACAGUUGAGUUGCGUCACAACCCCAUGUGGACCUCUGUUUUGUGACUUUUAUAAGUUGGAAACAGAUAAACCUUUUUGUAAAUAAAUCUUUAUGCAGUUUUGAGCCUAUUUGUUACCAAACAUUGCUAUUCUCGUGGCAAACAUGAAUGGUUUUGAUAGGUACAGAAAAGUGUGAAAGAAAGACCAGAGAGCAUUGGUUUAUCCUGAGGAUUUAAGUUUAAUUAUGACACCACAUCAAAAUAAAAAUUUCCAACAGAUCUGGAAUUUAAUUCCAUCCAUAUACAUGCAUAGCAACAACGUUUUAAGAAACAUUUUCUCCCAUAAUCAGGACAUUGGAAUGAUCAUUUUACAUCAGUAUCCCCACUGACCUCCCACCCAUCUUGUUCAUCAGCAAUAAACUUAAUUCUUGUACAACUUCUUUUUUUCCCUAUGGGGUUACAAAUAAUUAUAUGCACAGUCCCCAUUUCAUAAUACUGCUUUCAGUAAUGUUCCCUCAUUUACAAAGUAUUGCAUUGAGAGCAAAUUUCAAAAAGGGAGACCAAAGUGUAUCAUCAAACAGAAAUACGAGUACUAUACAAGAAUGCUGCCAUCCUCAUGAAAACAUCCACAUCUGAGUUGAAGAAAAGAGACAGGGACAAACAGCCACAUAUGUAUGCAAAGCCAUGUGUAUAUGCCAAAAUGUGAGAUGCAGGGUUGUGCCUGUUUAUCACCCCCAAAUGGUGAUUAUUAAGGCGAACAAGUCAUUAGAAGCAAUCUGCAAGUGACAUUUUGGGCAUAUACAGAAACUGGUACAGCAAAUAAGAAUACACAAGUGCCUCAGUAGCUAUUUUUGUGUCUAAAAUGCAUCUCAUUUUUGUAUUGUCUAUUGUUUCAUUGAGCCUACAUUACAGUGUAAACAAUAUGUGUGCUACACAAGAAUGACUAUACAAUAACAUUACAAACAACUCUGAUAUAAAUUUCAUUUUGAAUUUAAAUUAAGAUCACUACUCCUAUUAAUACUGAUUGUAAAAUAAAUUAAUGUGAAAGUGGCA
This is a messenger RNA of Acanthochromis polyacanthus (spiny chromis), 2765 nucleotides long. RefSeq lists its product as uncharacterized. The transcript is spliced from 11 exons. NCBI's taxonomy places the organism in Eukaryota, Metazoa, Chordata, Actinopteri, Pomacentridae. Bases 113 to 1264 code for a protein of 383 amino acids. The record is from RefSeq and is a predicted model, not a curated record.